AUGUCAUCAUUAGAUAGUAGUAGCAUUGAUCAAUUGUACGAUACAACAUCCCUACCAGAGAAUGUACAAACUUUCUUUCACUCGGUUCAAGAGUCACCAGACUAUAGACAGAAUCUAGAUCAUAUAAGAGUAUUUGCAAAACAUGCACUCAAACAGAAUCAAAAAGUGAUUGUCAUUACUUCUGGAGGAACAUUGGUGCCAAUUGAAAAGAAUAUGGUUCGAUAUUUAGAUAAUUUUAGUGGAGGUGGUCGCGGAGCUAGUACUGCCGAAUGGUUUUUAGAACAUGGAUAUAGUGUUUUAUUCCUUUCAAGAAAGAAUUCAUUACAACCAUUCCUAAGACACUUGAUGACACAUGACACUAAUUUCUUUGAUUAUUUAACCUACGACGAAAAAGAUAAACAAGCACAUAUUAGUGAUAAAUAUCAAGACCAAGUAUCACAUCUUUUGGGUAAAUGGAAACAUUAUAUAGACUCUGGCAGAUUUGUAAGAAUACAUUUUCAAUCAGUUGGUGAAUAUUUAUAUUUAUUAAGAGCUGCAUGUAUUGAAUUAUCAAUCAUGAAACAAAAUUUAAUCAUUUAUGCAGCUGCUGCUGUAUCUGAUUUCUAUAUUCCAUUAAAUGAAAUGUCGGAACAUAAAAUUCAAUCAAGAAAUGCAGGAUUAACAAUUGAUUUACAACCAGUACCAAAAUUAUUAAAACAUAUUGUAGAUUCAUGGUGUAAAGAUGCAUUUGUUGUAUCAUUCAAACUUGAAACUGAUAUUAAUAUUUUAGACAAGAAAUGUUUAUUAUCACUGGAAUCUUAUAAACACCAUUUGGUCAUUGGUAAUUUGUUGUCAGACUAUAGAAACAAGGUUGUACUGCAUUCACCAUUGAUUGGUGUUGGUGCUGAAGAAAAGGGACCUAUUACAAUAACUAGAACACAAUCACAAAUCGAUGAAAUGGUUGAUAUUGAACCAAUGAUUUGUGAUCGUCUACUUGCAAUGCAUAAUCAAUAUAUAACUAAUAGUCUAAAAUAA
Messenger RNA from Cavenderia fasciculata, 1014 nucleotides. RefSeq names its product phosphopantothenatecysteine ligase. The record is from RefSeq and is a predicted model, not a curated record. The transcript has 5 exons. The coding region runs from base 1 to 1014 and encodes 337 amino acids. Gene Ontology annotation, molecular function: phosphopantothenate--cysteine ligase activity. Gene Ontology annotation, cellular component: cytoplasm; nucleus. Gene Ontology annotation, biological process: coenzyme A biosynthetic process. NCBI's taxonomy places the organism in Eukaryota, Evosea, Eumycetozoa, Acytosteliales, Cavenderiaceae.